AUGACAGUAAUCCUAACUCAGGAGAAGAGCAAAGAUGCAGUGGAGUCUGUUUCUGCACAUUCUGAUGGCUCCAACACUGCAGUAUUUUCUCUGGUUUUAGGUCAAUGUUCCUUCUUCAUUUGUCACCUCUAUGAGUAUCACUUUAUUGGAGAGAAUAAGACCUGGGAUGAAGCACAGAAGUAUUGCAGAGAGAACUACACUGACCUGGCCACAGUGACUAACAUGACAGACGUCAGGAGACUCCUUGACGCCACAGUGCACAACUACCUGAACAAAGCUGCUGAUCCUGAUUUUGUCUCAAUUUUUUCCAUGACAGAUAAAGUGAUCCUGAUCAAAGAAAGCAAAAACUGGAUGGAGACCUUAUAUUACUGCAGAGAGAACUACAGUGACCUGGUCUCCAUCACUAACCCUCACCAGCAGAGAUGGGUCCAAGAGAGAGCCAAGAACGCAGACUCAAUCAAAGUCUGGCUGGGACUGCGCUACACCUGCACUCUGGAUUUGUGGUUCUGGGUCAGUGACGAGCUGGUCUGCUAUGAGAACUGGGCCACAGAUAAAAAGCCUAAUGGGUGUGACCUGACUGCAGCCAUGGACAGCAAAAAACCACACAAGUGGCACAGGAAGCGCGAAACUGUGGAGUUUAAUUUCAUCUGUGCUGUAUAGAAAAUAUUAAAACCACCCUAACUCACUGCAGACUUUCUAUUUCUGCUGUAUUUUCCUUUACUACAAUAAGCUUACACUAACAGUGUACAAUAAGCAUCUGUUCUCUGGGUUUACUGAACUGCAAUAUGGCAAGUGUAGAAAUCACGAGUUUGGGGAGAAAC
This is a messenger RNA of Micropterus salmoides (largemouth bass), 821 nucleotides long. Its product is annotated as L-selectin-like. The transcript has 4 exons. NCBI's taxonomy places the organism in Eukaryota, Metazoa, Chordata, Actinopteri, Centrarchiformes, Centrarchidae. Bases 1 to 660 code for a protein of 219 amino acids. The record is from RefSeq and is a predicted model, not a curated record.